AUGAAGCUGCAGGUGGAUGCAGGGCUGCAAGCUCAGACUGUCUUAGUCAAUGACACAGUCUCGGGAUUUAUCGGGACAGAUGUGGUCCUGCACUGCAGCUUCACCAAUCCGCUCCCCAAUGUGAAGAUCACGCAGGUCACAUGGCAGAAAGCCACCAAUGGUACCAAGCAGAAUGUGGCCAUCUACAACCCUGCCAUGGGGGUCUCCAUCCUCUCUCCCUACAAAGAGCGGGUGACUUUCCGGAAUCCUUCCUUCAAAGAUGGCACCAUUCAGCUCUCUCGUCUAGAGCUGGAGGAUGAGGGAGUUUACAUCUGUGAGUUUGCUACCUUCCCAACUGGCAACCGGGAAAGCCAACUGAACCUCACUGUGCUGGCCAAGCCCACAAAUCGGAUGGAGGGCACCAAGCGGCCACUUAUUGCUAAGUCUGGCAGGACAGAAAAGAUCUUGGUAGCUACCUGCACCUCCUCUAAUGGGAAGCCCCCCAGCACUGUCACCUGGGACACCAAGCUCAAAGGCGAAGCGGAGUUUCAGGAGAUCCGGAAUAGCAAUGGCACCAUCACAGUGAUCAGCCGGUACCGGCUGGGGGCGGGGCGGGGGGCCCCGCUCAUGUGCGUGGUCAAUUACCAGCUGGAUCGCUUCACCGACAGCAUGACCCUUAACGUGCAGUAUGAGCCAGAAGUCACUAUUGAGGGCUUUGAUGGCAACUGGUUUCUCAACCGGAAGGAUGUGAAGCUGAUAUGCAAAUCUGAUGCCAACCCCCCAGCUCACACCUAUGAAUGGAAGCUGCCAAACGGGACUCUGCCAGGGAGCGUGGAAAUCCAGAACAACACCAUCUACUUUAAAGGGCCUGUCUCCUACAGCGUGGCUGGCACCUACAUCUGUGAGGCCUCCAACGCCAUCGGUACACGGUCGGGCUUGGUGGAAGUCAAUGUCACAGAAUUUCCCUACACCCCGUCUCCAAUUGAUGAUCGCAAAUCCAUGGUGCAGCCGAACAUCCCCACACCGGUGAUUGGGGGCAUAGUGGGAGGAGUCUCGCUGGUCCUGGUGGUGGCCGUGGUGCUCUUUGUGGUACUCCGGCGCCGGCGUCACACCUUCAAGGGUGACUACAGCACAAAGAAGCACGUGUACGGCAAUGGCUACAGCAAGGCUGGCAUCCCACAACAUCACCCCCCCAUGGCCCAGAACCUCCAGUAUCCCGACGACUCAGAUGACGAGAAGAAGCCGGGCCCGCUGGGCGGCAGCACCUAUGAAGACGAGGACGAGGAUGCAGGAGGCGAGCGCAAGCUGGGCGGCCCUAACAAAUACGAGGAGGAUGCUAAGCGGCCUUACUUCACGGUAGACGAGGGGGAGGCGCACCCCGAACCUUACGACGAAAGGACACUCGGCUUCCAGUAUGACCCUGAGCAGCUUGACAUAGCGGAGAACAUGGUCUCACAGAACGACGGAUCUUUUAUUUCCAAAAAGGAGUGGUACGUGUAGCUCGGCACCCCAUUGCUACACACACACACACACACACA
Molecule: messenger RNA, 1517 nt
Organism: Charadrius vociferus (killdeer)
Lineage: Eukaryota; Metazoa; Chordata; Aves; Charadriiformes; Charadriidae
Gene: NECTIN1
Product: poliovirus receptor-related 1 (herpesvirus entry mediator C)
Biological process (GO): protein localization to cell junction; heterophilic cell-cell adhesion; homophilic cell-cell adhesion
Cellular component (GO): adherens junction
Source: RefSeq, a predicted model, not a curated record